AAGAAAAGCACGUAGAGCAGCAGGUGGAACAGCCCUCAGUCUCGUCGGACCCGUCGCCCGAAAGCAAGCGCGCGAGCAGCACCGGUCACUCACGGAAGGAGCAGCAGUGGUGGAAGACAAAGCGGGAGUGGUAGCAGAGACAGGAAAAGAUUGUCAGGACACGCGAGAGAGACGACACGGAGGGAAAGAUGGCGCAGGACAAGAUGAGCAUCGCGCGAGUUUACCCAAAUGCGAAUGAGAAGUUUGGACGGACGUGGUGGGACUAUGACAAUCUCGUGGUACAGUGGGGCACACAGGACAAUUAUGAGAUUCUUCGCAAAGUCGGUCGAGGAAAGUACAGCGAGGUCUUUGAGGGCAUCAACGUCGCGGGCGCCUCUGCACCAGAGAAAUGCAUCAUCAAGGUCCUAAAGCCCGUCAAGAAGAAGAAGAUCAAGAGAGAGAUCAAGAUCUUGCAAAAUCUGGCCGGCGGACCCAACGUCGUGGGCCUUCUUGACGUCGUCCGAGAUCCUCAGUCAAAGACGCCGUCCAUCAUCACCGAGUACAUCAACAACACCGACUUCAAGGUGCUAUACCCAAAGUUUACCGAUUUCGAUGUGCGAUACUACAUGUUUGAGCUUCUCAAGGCUCUCGACUUUUGCCACUCGCGAGGCAUCAUGCAUCGUGAUGUCAAGCCUCACAACGUCAUGAUCGACCACGAGAAGCGCAAGUUGAGGCUCAUCGACUGGGGUCUGGCCGAGUUCUACCACCCGCAGACGGAAUACAACGUCCGGGUGGCCUCGCGCUAUUUCAAAGGUCCCGAGCUCCUCGUCGACUACCAAAUGUACGACUAUUCACUCGAUAUGUGGAGUCUUGGUUGCAUGUUUGCAAGCAUGAUCUUCCGCAAAGAACCCUUUUUCCACGGUCACUCGAAUACCAACCAGCUUGAAAAGAUCGUCCGGGUAUUGGGUACCGACGAUUUCUUUGCUUACAUGGACAAGUACGAGAUCGAAUUGGACCCCGAGCUAGAGGAUGUCAUCUCGGGCCGAUGGCAACGGAGGCCCUGGUCUCGAUUCGUCACAACGGAGAAUCAACGAUACAUUUCAAACGAUGCCAUUGAUUUCCUCGAUAAAAUGUUGCGAUAUGACCAUCAGGAGAGGCUCACGGCUGCGGAAGCGCAAGAGCACCCUUAUUUUGCCCCCGUCAAGGCAGCGGCAGAACGAGGAGAGGUGCCGACGGCAGCGUGAAAGGAGAGAACGGAAAGAAGAGGGACCAAUUUUCUUCGUCGCUCAGUCUCUAGCCUUUCCUUUUGUGUGAUACGCAAUCCGAAAAAGAAGAUGCGCAGGGCAUGGGUCCAAGUCAUCCUUGCUGCCCUCCAAUCGGUCUUUUGAUUCCUUGGCUCGGUCGUGGAGAUGAGGCACGGGGGUGAAAUCAUGGUGCGAUUAGAUAGAAUAGUAAGCGGGGAGCGGCUGUAAACAGAAGGGUGUGUGGUGUAUAGGAUCGACAAAGGGGCUGUAGACGAUUUAAAUUGAGGGCGGAUUCCUUUCCUGUAGAGCAUGGUACA
Acaromyces ingoldii is the source of this 1540-nucleotide messenger RNA. RefSeq names its product Pkinase-domain-containing protein. Bases 189 to 1223 code for a protein of 344 amino acids. Lineage: Eukaryota; Fungi; Basidiomycota; Exobasidiomycetes; Exobasidiales; Cryptobasidiaceae. The record is from RefSeq and is a predicted model, not a curated record. Gene Ontology annotation, cellular component: cytosol; nucleus; protein kinase CK2 complex. Gene Ontology annotation, molecular function: ATP binding; protein serine/threonine kinase activity. Gene Ontology annotation, biological process: DNA damage response; protein phosphorylation; regulation of transcription by RNA polymerase III. The transcript is spliced from 7 exons.